Limanda limanda (common dab) is the source of this 6402-nucleotide messenger RNA. It is a transcript of the gene pnpla7a, whose product is annotated as patatin-like phospholipase domain containing 7a. Gene Ontology annotation, biological process: lipid metabolic process. The coding region runs from base 87 to 4091 and encodes 1334 amino acids. The transcript is spliced from 36 exons. Lineage: Eukaryota; Metazoa; Chordata; Actinopteri; Pleuronectiformes; Pleuronectidae. Gene Ontology annotation, cellular component: endoplasmic reticulum. The record is from RefSeq and is a predicted model, not a curated record. Gene Ontology annotation, molecular function: phosphatidylcholine lysophospholipase A1 activity.
GAGUGGCAGCACACAGAAAACUUUGUUAGCUUCUUCGCUAACAUCACAACAUCGUCUUCUGAGACAUGACGGCAGCGUGAAGCGACAUGUCAAGAACCAUGGAGAGGAUGGGCUGCCAAGGCGACGAUGAUGGAGACAUGUGCAAAUGGGCCACUUCAGUGCUACUGAACAGCAAACAUGAAAUCAGCGCUCGAGUGCAGCAGUUUGUGGAAGAGAGGAUGCAGACUACCAUGCUCACUGGUGUGCUGAUAGGAGCUGCAGUUGCCGUCUCAAUGAUUGGCAUCGUGGUCCUCUUCCUGUACAGGAGAUACAAGCUUGGCCGUAAACAACAGCCUGGUGUUCCUCAGUAUCGCUUCAGGAAACGAGAUAAAGUGCUCUUCUAUGGAAGGAAGAUCAUACGAAAGGUCCAGACGUUGUCGUUGAUUCCCCCCCCCACCUCCACCUCAGUAUCAAAGCAGCCGCAGCGCAUUCGCAAACGAACCAAAGUCCUAAGCAUAGCUCGCAAAAUCCUUCGGAUCCGUAAAGACCCUCCCAUCCUGCAGCCCAAGGAACCCCCUCCCUCACUGCUGGAGGCUGAUCUCACAGAGUUUGAUGUGCAGAGCUCCAACCUGCCCUCUGAGGUCCUCUACAUGCUGAAGAAUGUCAGGGUCUUGGGACAUUUUGAGAAGCCCCUGUUCCUGGAGCUGUGUCGACACAUGGUGUCAAUCGAGCUGCAGGAAGGCGAAGGUCUGUUCAGGCCGGGAGACGAUGACGACAGCAUCUACGUGGUGCAGAAUGGACGACUCGAGCUCUGUAUCCAGGAGAGCGAUGGUACAGAGCCAGUUGUGAAGGAUGUGCAUCCAGGAGACAGUGUCCACAGCCUGCUCAGCAUCCUGGACAUCAUCACUGGUUAUCCAGCUCCAUAUAAGACUGUGUCAGCCCGAGCUGCAACCCACUCCACCAUAUUACGUUUACCUGCGUCUGCCUUUGAGUCAGUUUUCAAGAAAUACCCAGAGACGCUCGUGCGCGUCAUUCAGAUAAUAAUGGUGCGCCUGCAGAGAGUCACCUUCUUGGCGUUGCAUAACUAUCUGGGCCUGACAACUGAGCUCUUCAAUCCGGACAACCAGGCAGUGCCCUUAUGCAACAUAAACAGUGUUAUGGCUGAGGCAAAUUCUGGGAAGAUGACUCGUCGGGUUCACAUUCAGGACGAGUUACCUGCUGGGACCAUGGAAGGCACUGCAGAAUCAGAUGGUGGGAAAGAAAGCCCAUCAAACAGCUACAGGAGGCAGCGGGCCAUCAGCAUGCCCACCGACUGCACAGGCAAUGACCUGAACAUGGCUUGUGAACGAGCUCGAGUCACGAUAGAUGAGCCUCCAUCCAGUCCUGUGACUCAGAAGUCCAGUCUGAAGAAGAGGGUGACGAUGCUGCCCACGCCCUCUGCAGUGUUUCACUACACAGACAGUGGGGGGCAGUCUGAUGCCAUCCACCUCAGUAAGAGCAGCACAAUCCUCCAGGCCGCUAAGAGAGACCUGCUGGGAAUCAUGCAGCUGCAGGAUCCGACUCUGCUCGAGGGCAGAGUCACGCUUCAACAAGUCAAAGCAGGUUCUGUGGUGGCUCGUCAGGGAGACCAGGAGGUGAGCAUCCAGUUUGUGAUUUCCGGAAUGCUCCACGUUUACCAGCGGAUGAUUGACCGCGAAGAAGAGACGUGUCUGUUUGUGACGCACCCUGGGGAGCUUGUUGGCCAACUAGCUGUCCUGACAGGAGAGCCCCUCAUAUUCACUGUCAAAACUCAGCGAGACUGCAGCUUCCUCUCCAUUUCCAAAACCCACUUCUAUGAGAUAAUGCGUGUGGAGCCAAAAGUUGUGCUGAAUGUUGCUCACACAGUGGUGAAGAGGAUGUCGUCUUUUGUCAGACAAAUAGAUUUCGCUCUCGACUGGAUGGCCGUGGAGGCUGGCAGGGCUGUCUACAGGCAGGGAGAGAAAUCCGACAGUACGUUCAUAGUACUGAGUGGCCGACUUCGCUCUGUAAUCAUGAAAGAGGACGGCAAGAAGGAGCUGAUACAAGAGUAUGGACGCGGUGACCUUUUUGGAGAGGUCGAAGCCCUGACCCAUCAGAACCGAGCCACCACCGUGCACGCUGUACGGGACUCUGAGCUGGCCAAGCUACCGGAGGGCGCUCUCAGCUCCAUCAAGAGGAAGUUCCCACAGGUUGUCACCAGGUUGAUCCACCUACUGGGACAGAAGAUCCUCCACCAGCAGGUCAACGGUCCUCUGACAACUCGCAGUUUGGCGGUCCACACUCCCGGCAGUAAAUGGGACGCAGGGAACCAAGCAUCCAACCUCUCAACUGUGACCGUCCUUCCUGUUUCAGAGGAGGUCCCUCUGACUGCCUUCACCCUGGAGCUGCAGCAUGCGCUCAUCGCAAUAGGCCCCACUCUUCUGCUGACGAGUGAAGUCAUCAAACAGCAACUUGGAGUUGCAGCACUCGACAGCGUCCAUGAGUACCGUCUGUCCAGCUGGCUGGGCCAACAGGAAGACCUCCAUCGUAUAGUUCUUUACCAGACUGACUACACUCUGACGCCGUGGACACAGCGGUGCAUCCGUCAGGCCGACUGCAUCAUCAUUGUGGGAAUCGGGGAGCAGGACCCUGCUGUCGGGGAGCUGGAGCGCAUGUUAGAGGGAAGUGCAGUACGUGCUCAGAAGCAGCUGGUGCUGUUGCACAGAGAAGACGGCCCCCAGCCCAAAGGAACUGUGGACUGGCUGAACAUGCGAAGCUGGAUCUCCAGACACCUUCACCUCUCCUGUCCCCGAAGGGUCUUCUCUAAGAGGAGUCUGCCCAAACUGUUGGAGCUGUAUCAGCGUGUGUUUGAGAAGCCAGCAGACCGACACUCUGACUUCUCCCGCCUGGCUCGCGUCCUCACGGGCAAUGCCAUCGCCCUUGUUCUAGGAGGAGGAGGAGCAAGGGGCUGUGCCCAAGUGGGGGUCAUGCGAGCUCUCAGCGAGGCCGGCAUCCCGAUAGACCUCAUUGGCGGCACUUCCAUCGGGUCCCUAAUGGGGGCACUAUAUGCUGAGGACCGCAGCCACAGCCGCAUGAGGAUGAGGGCCAAAGAAUGGGCAAUGGAAAUGACAUCAGUGUAUAAGAAGAUUCUGGAUUUAACAUACCCGGUCACCUCCAUGUUUUCCGGAGCUGCCUUCAACACCAGCAUCAGCAACGUCUUCAAGAGUAAACAGAUCGAGGACCUUUGGAUCCCGUAUUUCAACAUCACCACUGACAUCACUGCCUCGACCAUGAGGGUCCACACUGACGGCUCUUUGUGGCGAUACGUCCGCUCCAGCAUGUCUCUCUCUGGGUAUCUCCCUCCUCUCUGCGACCCCAAAGAUGGACACUUGCUGAUGGACGGAGGCUACAUCAACAACCUGCCCGCUGAUGUGGCGUGCUCCAUGGGGGCCAAAGUGGUGAUUGCUAUUGACGUGGGCAGCAGGGAUGAAACCAACCUCACUAAUUAUGGCGACUCACUCUCAGGCUGGUGGCUGCUAUGGAAACGCCUCAACCCCCUAGCUGAGAGAGUAAAGGUGUUGAACAUGGCAGAGAUUCAGACGCGGCUGGCUUACGUGUGUUGCGUGAGGCAGCUGGAGUUGGUGAAGAACAGCGACUACUGCGAGUACAUCAGGCCGCCAAUCGACAGAUACCGCACUCUGGAGUUUGGAAAGUUUGAUGAGAUUUCGGAGGUGGGAUACCAGCACGGCAAGACUGUGUUUGAUGUUUGGAUUCGCAGCGGAGUGGUGGAGAAAAUGUUGAAAGACAGACACCAGGAGGACUUCCACAACACCCAAAGCAAGAACAGUGUGGUGACGUGUCCCAACGCUUCCUUCACUGACCUGGCAGAAAUCGUGUCUCGCAUCGAGCCAGUAAAACCUGCUGUGGUGGAUGAUAAACAGGAGUCCGACUACCACACCGACUAUGAUGAGGAGGCGAUGGAGAGCGCUCCGUCCGACAUGGAGCUGUACAGUCGAUCCGGCGAGCACACUGAUUGGGAGGAGACUGGUGACACAGAUGAAGAUCUGGAUAUGAGUCGCAAACGUCGCAUAACCAAAUUCACUGCCAGCGAGUAGGAGGAAGUGGCCCGGACACUCCACUGGAUGUGCCGUCAAACCAGGAAGUCCUUUCCAGUCCAUGAAGUGAAGACAGCACCAACGACCUCUGAAGGAGCAGGUCAUCACGAUUUAACCUGCCUCUCGUCGCCUUACAUUCCCCUCCACUUUGUCCCACGUCACUCAAAACCUCCUCCUCCCUCCCCUGAGACUAUUACUGGACCGUGAUUCCCAGUGCGCCCACUGUACUGGGCCUCGUUAGCCGUGUGGCUCACAAGCUCAAUGCUCAGCCCCUGAAACAACUUCCCACGGGCGUCAAGAACAAGGUUUACUCACAUUCACAUCUUAGUCUAAACAGGAGCAGCUGAAAGCUUCAUUAUUUCUCAUGUUGAGAGUCGAGAUUACUUCCUGUAGCUUUACAUGCAUUAAACAAGUCCGAUGGAAGAUGAGAAGAAGAUAGAAAACACCCCUGAAAUAUUUAUCACAUGAAACCUAUGAGUCUUUGUUGAUUACAUUCGGAAAACAGAAGUUACAGAGUCAGUUCACUAAAAUAGAAGAAAAGUUUUUAGUCAUCUAGACAUGUAGAUCGCUUUUACAUCAACAUCAGUGAGAUUAAACUCACUAGGGAUUCCAAUAUUAGAUAAAAAACAGAAACCUAGAUGAUUAAAUAUGUUACUCCGAGUCCCUGGAAUUAUUCCUCCUCAUCCGUGCUGACUGCAUAUUGAUGCCUUUAGUGUUUUAGGAGCUUAAAUUGAGCCUGAACCAAGAAGUGCAUGAUUAGUGAGCCCCGGUGAACUGUGUCUUGUAAUCUUAGCUGUCUUUGCAGAGUGUAUGGGGAUCGGGGUGGGAAGAGGAUCGCUUCAUUCACCGAGUGUGCCACAGAUUCUGUCAAAUACGCAUGAAAUGUCGGAUUUUACCGGGAGACGAGGGACGAACUGCACACUCUUCAUUCUGACAGAGAACACGUACCUCCGCCAAGGCUCAACAAUCCCACAUUUAGAUUCUUCUGGAUUCGACCCUUGAUCUGAAUCCACGCCACAUUGUAUUGGGUUCUCUCUCCUCACCCAGACCACAUCCUCUCACCAAGCUCCGUGGUAACCGUUCAGUACAGAAUUAGGUUUAAGUUCAAAUGACUCUUUAAAAGUCUGAUUUUAUUUCUUUCAAGGAUAUGGAAAGAGUUGAAAAAGUGCGAAUCUAAAUCCUCUCAUUUCCUUGUUUUUGCCUUUCUGUCCUUGUUUUGUAGACGCAGUUUAAGUUGUGAUCAUCAACUGUCUCUCUGCAAUCAACACCAAUUAAAAAAAAAUUAUGCACAGCGGCUAUAUUGCAUCAGCGGGACAGUUCUUCACUUCUUCACAGGGACAUCCUGUCGCGUUAUUGUCCAAAACGUCUCUCAGCUGCUUCUCACUGAUUUGGAUCUAAUUCAGUUUUUGUUAAAACGGCAAAUGAAGAAAACCCAGAUGUUGAUACGUACAUGUUUUAUGGUCAAAGUAGUGAAUAAUUCACUAUGUUUAAUAUUUAAAGCAAGAAUGUAUACAGCCUCAGCGGUACAUACAUUUGUGCACUAGUCACAACAGUUGGACAAUCAUUCCACAAACGCAAUGCAAUGCACAAUUAAACUAACUGUUCUAUAGCCUUGAUUUAACAUGAGUCUCUGUCAUUCUAUAGCAUUUAAUAUAACCAACUAUAAUAAUGAAAGAUCUAUGUGAUUGUAAUUAAUUUAACAGAUUAAUCUUUAAGUCUAUAACAUGUAAAAAAAACAAUAUAUAAAUUAAUGUCAAAAUUUUGUUCAGAUCACACUGAUGCUCAGUUUCAUAUAAUGUGCAACAAAUGUGUAAAAACGUCUGAGAAUCUGGAAUCGUCAAAUAAAAAAACCACCUAAAAGUUGGAUAAAUGUGAUUUUCAAAACAGUUGGAUUAGUUUCCUCUCAUUUUAAACAGAGAUCCUGUUAUAUUGCCUUUGAGGAGACCCGUCCUUGGGGCAUGGUCCCACUCAUGAAUGUAGCAGUGGAGAAACUCCCCCACCCACGUUCACGUCCAAUCUGUGCGACCGAGGACGUGAAUAAAACAUUUGCUGCCCUUGGCAAAGCCAUUCCACAGCAUGGCUCAGUGGAGAUUUCCACUUUGAACUUUGACCUGCAGCGUUCUCCUCAUCCAGGGACGUGUGAUCGUUCUCCUCUGCAGCUUCUGCUCGUUUACACUGAACCAAAAGAACCAAGACAUAGAUUUAAUUCAACUUCCUCCUUUUACACAGACAUGGAUCUUACUCUGACUACCUCCACUGCCGACACCAAGGCAGAGCAAAGCCCCCUGACUCGUGUGUCUUUACCUUUUAU